AUGAGCGACGAUGUUGUAAGCGAGGGAGAGACGUCGGAAAGUAGCACCGCCGUUGUAGGAGGAUACGUCGACGGCGUCGAAAUCUCUGGGGAUGUUAACGGUGGCGGAGAGAGGAAUUCCGAGUUGGUAGUCGACGGCAGAGAGGAAAUCGACGGAGGAGAUGCGGCGGAAGAGACCACGAUGGUGGCGAGAACAAGAAGAAGGUGGCUUCAGGUGAUCAUCGGAAAAUCAAAUCGGCGACGAAGUCGUUAUGGAGAGAAUCUUUGGAAUCUUUCGAGUUCGUUAGGGAGUAACUGA
This is a messenger RNA of Arabis nemorensis, 297 nucleotides long. The record is from the annotation of a GenBank genome assembly. Lineage: Eukaryota; Viridiplantae; Streptophyta; Magnoliopsida; Brassicales; Brassicaceae.